Molecule: messenger RNA, 2343 nt
Organism: Saccoglossus kowalevskii
Lineage: Eukaryota; Metazoa; Hemichordata; Enteropneusta; Harrimaniidae
Product: sodium/calcium exchanger 3-like
Biological process (GO): calcium ion import across plasma membrane; sodium ion transmembrane transport; cell communication
Cellular component (GO): sarcolemma; axon; postsynapse
Molecular function (GO): calcium:sodium antiporter activity
Source: RefSeq, a predicted model, not a curated record
AUGUCGAAUUCAACUACAGACCCCGAUGCAUACUUAUGCUAUGACAAGGGGCUAAUUUUACCAAUAGUUAACGAAUCUACAUGGUCAACUGGUGCACGAAUUACGGUCUAUCUAAUUGGGUUGAUAUAUUGCCUUUAUGGCGUCUCCAUCAUUACUGGCAUUUUUAUGUCCUCUAUUGAAGUGAUCACCAGUAAAACAAAAACUGUGAAUAUAGCGAAUCCGAAGGCUCCAGGAGGAACACAGAAACUUAAAGUGCGGGUGUGGAACUCUACUGUGGCCAAUUUGACCCUAGUGACGCUGGGGUCACGGACCACUGAAAUUCUUCUCUGUCUGAUUGAGAUUGUUGGUAAUGGUUUCCAUGCCGGUUAUAUUGGUCCAAGUACAAUUAUCGGUUCUGCUGCUUUCAAUCUCCUUGUCAUCACUGCAGUGUGUAUUGCUUGUCCUCCAAUCGGAGAAGUCCGCUACAUCAAGCAGAUUAAAGUUUCUACACUCACAGCCGCCUUCUCUAUUAUUGCUUAUAUUUGGCUGCUUUUGGUUCUGCUUGUCAUUACCCCAAAUAUUGUUGAACUUUGGGAGGCUAUAUGCACGUUUAUCUGUUUUCCAAUCCUCGUCGUAAUAGCGUUUAUGGCUGACAAGGGUUACCGUGGAAGAAAUGUUGCUAAAGAUGACGAUAAACAGGCUCUACUCGGCAUUGGUAAUGUUACCAGAGAGGGUGUAGCUGAUGUGAUGAAAGAGAUGGGCAAGCAUCCAGAUAUAACCCAAGAACAAGCUGCAACAAUUGCAGCCAUCGAGGCUGAGAAGAACUCUCCUCACACCAGAGCUUGGUAUCGUGUGAGUGAAACAAGGAAUAUGACUGGAGGACAAAAACUGAUUCCCACUGUGGAUCCUAAAUUACUCUUGGCAUAUGACCAAGUCAAGAUGGGCAGCUCUAUUUCAAUUGGGUCCACACUGUUUCCUGAAAUUCCAAUAGUGGAAUUUGCUGCUGCAUCAUGUGCUGUGUAUGAACACGAGAAACGAGUACGUGUUUGGAUUAACAGAAAAGGAAACAUACACCCUCAAAUUGUAUUCAAGUUUGAGACAUUGGAUGGGACAGCUGAAGCCGGUUCUGACUACAUAGCACAGCGUGAUACUAUGGUGUUCGGAUCCAAUGAGACACAGAAGUUCAUUGACAUUGAUAUUAUUGAUGACAACGAGUGGGAACCAGAUGAAGUGUUUUUUGUGAAGCUGUCAGUAGACAGUAAAAGUGGAGCUAAGUUGGGAAAGAAACACAUUAUGCAAAUUACCAUUAUCAAUGACGAGGAACCAGGAACCUUUGAGUUUACGAUGCCAAGCUACUUAGUGAAGGAAAGCAUUGGUGUGUUACAGGUACCAGUCUCCAGAAACAAUGGAACUGAUGGAAAAGUUGUCUUGAAAUGGAAAACAACUGACAUGACUGCGAUCUCUGGUAAAGACUAUGAAGGUGGAAAAGGAGAGUUAGUAUUCGAACAUGGCGAGAAACAAAAGAGUAUAGACAUUCCGAUUGUCGACGAUCAAGAGUAUGAAAAAGAUGAGUCAUUUAAACUUGAACUGCUAGAGGUUAGCGAUGGAGCAAAACUUGGAAAAACCAGGACGUCUGUCAUAACAAUUGUGAAUGAUGAUGAGUUAAACAACCUACUUGAUCGUGUAGUCUCAAUAACCAAUGUCAACUUGGAUCGUCUCCGUAUUGGUAAUGCUUCGUGGGCCGAUCAGUUCAAAGAAGCAAUGAACGUGAAUGGUGGAGAUAUUGAAAGUGCUACUUGGGUGAUAUUUGCUUUGGUUCCACCUCCGUCAUUCCUUGACUCCGGUGGAUGGAUCUCUUUUUGUGUGGCACUCACCUUUAUCGGAGUACUCACUACAAUCAUUGGUAGCUUGGGGUCGAUAUUUGGUUGUCUUAUCAAUAUGAAGGACAGUGUGACAGGCUUGACAUUUGUCACGUUAGGGACCUGCAUAGUAGAUCUGUGUGUCUCUAAGAAGGCCUCUGUCGGUGAGAAGUAUGCUGAUUGUUGCAUGACAGGUAGUUAUUCUGUCUAUGUGUUUUUUGGUCUUGGAUUGUCGUGGGUGACAGCGUCCAUAUAUUGGACAUCUAAGGGACUCGUAUUUGUAGUGGAUUCCAGUUCAUUUUCCUUCAGUGUUAUGAUGUACAUUAUCUGUGCCAUUAUGUGUUUGAGUCUCUUGGUCUUACGACGCUUUACUCCAUUUUUUGGAAAAGCGGAACUUGGAGGACCUACAGCAGGUCGAUAUUUAUCUAGCAUAUUCUUGUUACUGUUGUGGUGUCUUUACAUUCUCCUCUGCUCCUUCCAAUCUUAUGACUACAUUGAUUUCUAA